Messenger RNA from Venustampulla echinocandica, 2697 nucleotides. RefSeq lists its product as uncharacterized. Gene Ontology annotation, cellular component: nucleus. The transcript has 6 exons. Bases 1 to 2697 code for a protein of 898 amino acids. Lineage: Eukaryota; Fungi; Ascomycota; Leotiomycetes; Helotiales; Pleuroascaceae. Gene Ontology annotation, molecular function: DNA-binding transcription activator activity, RNA polymerase II-specific; RNA polymerase II cis-regulatory region sequence-specific DNA binding. Gene Ontology annotation, biological process: regulation of transcription by RNA polymerase II. The record is from RefSeq and is a predicted model, not a curated record.
AUGUCAAGCCCCUCGAAUUAUCAUCGAAAUGGUGCCCAUUCUCGCUCAUUUUACCCUUCACUUGCUUCCAUAAGCUCCGCAGACUCGGGCCAGAUCUAUGGAUCUACAAGAGAAAUGGGCCCUCCACCUUUGGAUUUCCCACCACAGCCUGUUGAGAUUGAUUUAAAUAGUUUUACAAGGACUCUACCGAGCCCUUCGACAGCUGGAUCCAACCACUGGGAUCCGAUGUUCCAACCCCAUGCCUUUGGAGAGGCUUCAUAUGUAUCCCCAAAUAUGGCCAGGGUACCGCAGCUUCAAAUUGAUGGUCAAGGACGUGGUCCCAAGCAAGAUCCGCUUGUUCAGUGGUAUGCGAGUAACGAUGGUCCUUGGGUCCCCAAGGUCAUCCCAGACGUAGCCCCAGCAGAAAGAAUACAGGCAACACAGGCAGGUAAUCGUAACCUCGUAUCUUAUGGGAAUCAGUAUCGACAACCAAAUCCAUCGGAAGCUGGGUCUGUCCAGUUUGGUGUUCCAAACUCGGAUUCUGGAUAUGGGACCCGUCGUAGUGUGGGCAACACCUCCGUAUUCAGUGCUGAUGUUGCCGAAAGAGACCAGGACUGCCAAAGUCUUGCCGGCCAUCUUGAUAAUUUCCAGCCGUUUCAGGGACUCAAUGAAAUAUUGCCAGGUCGGGAUUCCAGGAUAAGUGAUUCUUGGGCGCCUCGUCCAAUCUCUAUAGGAUCGGAUUCUUCCGGUUUGAUCUGCCAAACUUGCCAGAAACCAGUCAAAACCCAAUCUGAAUUAAAGAAGCAUAACUUACGGCAUACAAAACCUUUCAAAUGCUCUGUCGAUAUGUGUCCACGAAAGGAUGGGUUCAGCACGAUCAAUGACCUAGACAGGCACACCAGGAGCAAGCACCCAGGAGCUACACCAGAAUCGGCAUCUACGAAAACAUACCACUGCUAUGUUCCUGGCUGUAAAUCUAGAGGCAAGACCUGGCCACGUUUGGACAAUUUUAGGAGCCAUCUGAAACGCGUCCACCAUCAUAACAUGACUACAGAGGAAAUCGAAGAUAUGAUCCGACGCGCCGAAAGCAACGAGAGUGCAAUGCUGAACGCAGACCAGAAACAUGUGCCAAUUGAACCCCCUUCUCAAACCCCCUGGAGACCAGCAAGCCCCGCUGUUCAUGAGAAUAAAUUGGAGCCUCAUUUGGAACCUGUCCAUCCAGAUAGGGUCGACUCGCCGCGGCCAGUUCCACCCAGGGAGCCUCAAAUGGAUAAAUUGGUGACCGAACCUGUGCCACAAGAAGAAAGGAAUCCUCAACCAGAUAUCCAACGCCCUAUUACUAUUCAGCUACCGGAAAUUUCCCCUACUCGUACAAAGACCCCAGUGGGCAAAUUCAGUGUUUUGGCCCCAGCGGGCCAGGCUAAUUCGGUCAUAAAUGCAGCUGACAAUGCAAAGCCAAACUCAUCCCCAAAGGCUAGUAGUGUUCCAGCCAAGGCAGCGAGGCAGAAUGAUGGGGCAAUCUCAGAUAAUCUCACCGAGGUGAUCAGAGCCGUUCUAUCUGGGGCUAGCAUCCAGGAUCCCCAUGGCCAGGGUACUAAUAGAGCCAGUCUACCAAAUGGAAGGACGCCACUAGGGUCGAGUGAUAUCCUCAGCGGGCAGACUGAUCAUAUUAAAACCGCAGACUCUCCGUGCUCAGAGACAGAUUCUAUUGAAUCUCGGGAAUCAAAGCAAGCAGAGGAAAUUAAGGAAAUUAUCAAAACUAUCCGCAACCUAGGCUAUAUAGUACAGAAGGAAACGACCCAACCCACAAGACAGAAUUCAGGAUCAAUAUCUGGUAAUAGAAGCAGCAAUAUCGUGAGCUGCAACAGGUGCAAUAAAUUCCAAGGCCGGCCUUGCGAGCUGAAAAAACAUAUGAAACGUCACGAUAAGCCGUAUGGCUGCACAUUCCUGGAGUGUGGGAAGAGCUUUGGCAGCAAAAACGACUGGAAGCGGCACGAGAAUUCUCAGCAUUUCCAACUUGAGGCAUGGCGAUGCGAUAAGCAGCUCCCCAAGGGUGGCGCAUGUUCCAAGCUGUGUUAUCGCCGACAGAAUUUUGAAGAGCAUCUCAAGCAAGAGCACCAGAUCCCUGAUGACGCUGAUGCUCUCACGGAUGCGCUCGAAGGUUGCCGCAUUGGCCGUAGCUGUGACGCACGCUUCUGGUGCGGAUUCUGCGUUAAGCUCGUUGACCUAAAGGAGAAGGGCCUUGCUGCAUGGACCGAACGCUUCGACCACAUAGAUGAUCACUUUAUGGGACGUAAAAGCUUCUCGAAGCAAAAUAUCCUGCAAUGGGUCCCAGUUGAUGGGAGUGCCAAGCUCGAAGGAGAUUCUGGGAGCCGUCCGGAUAUGUCUCGCGGAAAGGGAGCCUCAGAUGACCAAUCUAGCCCUACCUCUGGAUCUCCAAGCGGAUCAUGUUCGAGUGAUGCUGGUGGCAGUGCAGGAUGUUCACCUGACGCUACAACCGUUGAAGCUAGCGGCGCUACAAAUACCAAGAGGAGGCAUAGCGACGGGGAUGAUGGUAGCAGGCCAAAGAAGCAACCUAGAACAGCCACACCCAAGGAGGUCACAAUAUUUUGUUGCCAGUGCCAUAUUGGACACAAUCUCAGAUUCAAUGAAUACUGCUCCAUUUGUCCUGAUGGCCAUUCCUUCUGCGACCGCUGUUCCAGGGAACAUCCGGACUGA